Penaeus monodon (black tiger shrimp) is the source of this 1024-nucleotide messenger RNA. RefSeq lists its product as uncharacterized. The record is from RefSeq and is a predicted model, not a curated record. NCBI's taxonomy places the organism in Eukaryota, Metazoa, Arthropoda, Malacostraca, Decapoda, Penaeidae.
GUUAUGUGGGCUUGUGUAUAACGUUACGAAGGUGAGUGAGACCGGAAAAAUGGAUGUAUUAUUUGAUACCAACAGAAGAAAGAAGCAAGUGGGAUUUAACUGCACUGUCACUGCUAUCGAGUUGCCGUGUCCCGAGCCGUUCGUCAAGGUCGGGUCCGAGUGCUUCCACCUGAGCCACUCCGAACGUGUGUUCGACGAGGCACGCGCCUUCUGCCUCGGCCUCGGGGGGGAUCUCGCCUCGCCGGCCGACGUCCUCGGCCUCAGGGACUAUGUCAUCGAUAAGGGCCAGACGCUGGCCGUGUGGGUCGGCGCCUCCGACCGGGACAUCGAGGGCAGCUGGCAGUGGUUCGACGGUUCUCCGAUCAAGGCCGAGGACUGGUACUGGAAUGCCCCGAACAAUGGCUUCGGCUUGGAACACUGCAUGGUGCUCCGACCUGACUUUGACCCGCCUCUGAAUGAUGCAGAGUGUGAUCGUCUUAAGAAGUUUGUGUGCGAGUAUGAUUUACUGAAAGGGUGAAGUGAUCGUUAUGGUGGCUGCCAUUUAUUUCUUGAUUUAUUUACCUAUAUAUACAUACUGAUAUUGCACAGAGGCGUACAAACCUUUCACGAAACACAAACUAUCCUUUUCACCAGGCGUUAGGAGGAAGGUUUACUCACUGGUAACUUUAUUUUAGAGGAGUAUACGUUCUCUUUACAAAAAAUAAUACAGUGAUCAUUGUUAAAGUAAUUUGUUAGGGUAAAGCAUAAAUGAACAGGAUUUCAGCAAUUGUGUCAUAGCUCCUUUACAACUUUGGCUUCAUAGCUGCAAAGACCUGUCCUCCAGCUCUUUGGCCAAGCAUUCCUUGUUCAAAUUUACACUCUUGCCAAGAUGUGUUUGGUGCGUUUCUGUCCAAUAAAGUGUUCUUAUAUUUUCAAAUAAUGGUAAAUUAGUAGUUUAUGAUUUGGAUAACUACAAUUACGAUAUCUAUAAUUAACGACAUAUACCUGUAUACGACCAUUCCAAAUAAAAGAUAUACGUAUGGCA